This is a messenger RNA of Coccidioides posadasii C735 delta SOWgp, 1710 nucleotides long. RefSeq lists its product as uncharacterized. Gene Ontology annotation, molecular function: ubiquitin conjugating enzyme binding; zinc ion binding; ubiquitin protein ligase activity. Gene Ontology annotation, cellular component: cytoplasm; ubiquitin ligase complex. NCBI's taxonomy places the organism in Eukaryota, Fungi, Ascomycota, Eurotiomycetes, Onygenales, Onygenaceae. The record is from RefSeq and is a predicted model, not a curated record. Gene Ontology annotation, biological process: protein polyubiquitination; positive regulation of proteasomal ubiquitin-dependent protein catabolic process; ubiquitin-dependent protein catabolic process.
AUGCCAACGACUUCGCAUUCCGCGUCUCAGAUUAGUUUACCUGCGUCGGAUUCGCGACACCGCAGGCGUAGGCGUUAUAGAGAUACUGAGGAUAGAAAUUACAGUCGCAAAAGCCGAGCUGUGGAAGAUGAGGAUCAUAAAAGUGAAGGGACAAAGUCGCGAUCAGGAACAAGAUCUGGAAGAGAGGUGGAACUCCCUGACUCGCGAUCCAAGAUGCAUGGAGGCGCAGAACGCAGGCACCGCAGGAGCACCACGGCCACCGGCAGCACUACGGAAAGGAGCCGUGUAGGAACUACGUCAGAAACCAAAACCCAGCGCGCGUCGCAGACUCCGAAGACCAGACCGGCGUCUGUCCAUCGGCACUCUACGUCCUCUACAAAACCCCCGUCUUCCUCGAAGGAGAAAAAAACCUCCUCUAAUAACCCUACUCCCGGUUCUCAGAAGACGAAGGAAGCUUCGAAAAACACAUCAUUGAAGCAACCACCUAGUGUAGAAGGGAAGCGUAACUCGAACUACAUGUUUCUAGGCAGCUUGUUCGGCAAUCCGCAUCCUCCAGUUGAAAAGAAAAUCACUUGCCUGACAUGCUUGUCUGACGAUGUUCCUAUCAGCAAGUCCGCCAAACUUGCCUGCUCACACCGCAUGUGCAACAAGUGUCUCAAGCGUAUCUUUACCAUGUCCGUCUCUGAUCCACAGCAUAUGCCUCCUCGAUGCUGUACGGACGAUCAUAUUCCGCUUAAACACGUUGAUAGGCUUUUCGAUUCAAAAUUUAAAAAUACGUGGAAUCGAAAGUACCAGGAAUAUACCACCAAAAACCGACUAUACUGCCCGGCCCGUGGCUGUGGAGAAUGGAUAAAACCAAAAAACAUCCAGCUAGAUACUAGCAAUGGGCCUACUUGUGGGCGCAAAUACGGCAAAUGCAGCAAAUGCAAAACCAAAGUUUGUGUGCUCUGCAACCGCAAAAUGCAUCGUUCCAAGGACUGUCCGAACGACGAAGAUACGAAGAGGUUCAAUGAAAUAGCCCAGGAGUCUGGAUGGAAGCGUUGUUACAACUGUUCUGCGAUGGUGGAAUUAAAAGAAGGCUGCAACCACAUGACAUGCCGCUGCACAGCUGAAUUCUGCAUAAUUUGCGGCUCGAAGUGGAAAACAUGCGACUGUCCGUGGUUUAAUUAUCAUACCCCUGGGGAUGGGGCCUAUCCGGAUAUCCCUCAGGGAAGGAUGAUGGAUGAGCAAGGGAAUGAAGACGUUCGAGCGCCUAUUCGAUACCAGCAGGAGCUCGACAUGCGACGUGCGCAGGAGCGACAAGAUGAAGUCCUUGCUAGAAGAUUGCAGCAAGUUCUCGGUCUUGAUGACGACGAUGACGGCAGCACUUAUGACUACUCCCCAAACAACAGGUACACAGCUAAUAUUGACCCUGCCGACAUGAACGACGCAUUCCCUCCAAUAUACGAUGAUUUCUAUCUUCCCAGCAGAUUUGCCGGUACCCACACCCCACCUCCACCAGAAGACCGGAUAACUCGAACUGAUCUUCCACCCGACGAUCCUCCCAUGAUGCCUCCAGAUCAGGUGCCACGUUCGCCUAGAAUGCGAACCCAGCCGCCCGAUUCCGCUCGACGUCGUCGACGGCGCAAGCAAGCCACUGCUCGUGAUAUGCCUUCAAGCUCAUCGCGAGCUCAACAGUGGAGACUAGGCCUCGGCAUGCUCCCCCGAUAA